UUGGCCAUCUACUAAUAGAAGAAAAGAAACAGAAAGACAGCGAACCGUCAACCCUCCGUAGGUAGCUGUCAAAUUCACCAAACAAGUUUUCAACCACUUCAAAAAACCAGCGUUUUAAACACCUUUUUCAACCAUAUCUUCACCUCUGUUGAGGUUUAUUUUGGUCGGAGUUGAGGAAGUUUUCAGCUUAUAAAAUGUUCCGCUGAGUUUUUCGAGUGCGUCGACGUUUCCGAUGAGGUUCUUCGAUGGUGGUGUUAUUUACAGUAGAUGUUCAACGCUGGAUUUGGUUGUAUUCUUCUCUACCUGGACAACUAGUGUUUUUCUUUAAUAAAAGCAAGGAGGUUUUUGUCUUAAAGUACAAAGGAAAGGAAUCUCGGGUCACAUGGAUACAGUCAUACAGGGAACAAAUAGAGCAAACUUAUUUACAAUAAGUUGACUUGAAGAUUGUGCUACACAAUUGAUUAGCAAAGCAUAUGAGGUGGAAUAUGUUGUUGAUGCUUGUAUAAACAAAGGCGUUCCUUAUUGGUGCCUCGAGCGUUGGCUCCUGGAUAUCAUAAAGGAGAUGACUAGUAUCAAAGCGGAGAUUCAGGGAAAGAACAUGGUUGAGGAUACAAUGAAGACUGUCACUGCUCGUACGUCAUCACAUUUGGCAAGGACUCCAAGGAUUAAUGAAGAAAUUGUGGGGUUUGAGGAUGUAAUAGAAAAUUUAAGAAAUAAACUACUGAAUGGAACCAAAGGACAAGAUGUCAUCUCAAUUCACGGCAUGCCGGGUCUAGGUAAGACGACUUUGGCCAACAGACUCUAUUCUGACAGGCUAGUUGUCUCUCAAUUUGAUAUUUGUGCACAGUGUUGCGUGUCUCAAGUAUAUUCGUACGAGAACUUGUUAUUGGCCUUGCUACGUGAUGCUAUUGGUGAGGGUUCUGAACUUAGAGAACUUCAUGCCAGUGAAUUAGCUGAUAUGCUUCGCAAAUAUUUAUUGCCCAGAAGGUACCUUAUCUUUGUUGAUGAUGUGUGGCAAAAUAGUGCUUGGGAUGAUUUAAGAGGCUGUUUUCCGGAUGCCAAUAACAGAAGCAGAAUCAUUCUGACAACGCGACAUUAUGAAGUUGCCAAAUAUGCUAGUGUUCAUAGUGAUCCCCUUCAUCUUCGUAUGUUUAACGAUGAUGAAAGUUGGAAGUUGCUAGAAAAGAAAGUGUUUGGUGAAGAAAGUUGUUCCCCUCUGCUAAUAGAUGUUGGGAAACGAAUAGCAAAAAUGUGUAAACAACUCCCUCUUUCAAUUGCGUUAGUGGCUGGUAUUCUCAAAGAGAUGGAAAAGAAAGAAGAAUGUUGGAAAAAAAUGGCUGACAAUUUAGGUGUCCACAUUCGCAGUGAUUCAAAGGCCAUUGUAGAACAAAGUUAUCAGGAUUUACCUUCUCAUCUUAAGCCUUGCUUCCUUUAUUUUGGAGCAUUUUCUGAAGACGCUGUGAUUAACAUCUCAAAGUUGACAAGGUUAUGGAUAUCAGAAACAUUUAUCAAAAGUUGUGAAGGCAAGAGUUUGGAGGAUAUAGCAGAAGGUUACUUAGAGAAUCUUAUUGGACGAAAUCUUGUGAUGGUUGCUAAAAGGGUUGAUUCAGAUGGUAAGGUCAAAGCAUGUCGUCUUCAUGAUGUAUUGCUCGACUUCUGCAAGGAAAAAGCAAGAGAGGAGAAUUUUCUACUAUGGAUAAAACGGGAUCAGAGUGCCAAUCCUUCAUGUGUUUACUCUUACAAGCAGUAUGCUCGCUUGGCCUUUACUGAAGUGCAUAAUCUUCUAGAAUGGAGCUCUUCUUGCUCACUUGCCGGCUCUAUACUUUCCAAGAAGGACGCAACAUACUUUGCCCAUCGUCGCUUAUCCUCACGCACUUUUGCAAUUUCACGUAUUUUACAGAAUUUCAAGUUUCUAAAAGUGUUGGAUUUGGAGCACCACAUUGUUAUUGAUUUUAUUCCAACUGAGCUUGUUUACUUGAGGUAUUUCUCCGCACAUAUUGAUCAGAAUUCAAUUCCUUCAACCAUAUCCAAUCUUUGGAACCUUGAAACUCUUAUAUUAAAACGUAGAAGAUAUUUGCGGCGUUGCGUGCUACCACUACCUCAUACAGUUUGGGAGAUGGUUAAACUGAAGCGUUGCGUGCUACUACUACCUCAUACAGUUUGGGAGAUGGUUAAACUGAAACAUCUGCAUAAUCCCGACUUCAGCACAGGAAAAGCAGAAGCAUUACUCGAGAACUCCGCAACACUUUUUUAUUUGGAAACCCUUUCCACUCCAUAUUUUUCUGGUUUUGAGGAUGUGGAACUGAUGUUGAGAAAAACACCUCAUCUUCGAAAACUGAUAUGCGAAGUCGAGGGUGAGUUAGAAUACUCUCAGUACCAUGUUUUGGAUUUUCCAACACCGCUUGAAAUACUAAAGAUUUAUCGUUCAAAAGAUCCCUUUAAAUGCAUCCCCUUUUGCAUCUCCGCACCAAACCUCAAGUGCCUGAAACUAUCUGGAUUUUACCUGGAUCCUCGAUACUUAUCAGAAAUUGCUCAGCUGAAGAACCUUGAGGUACUCAAACUGUACUACGUUGAGUUUGGCUACCAUAGGGAAUGGAAAGUGAGCAAUGACGAGUUCCCUCAACUUAAAGUCUUGAAACUAGUUUGGUUAGCUUUCUUUGAUGAAUGGAUUGUCGCAGAUGAUGCCUUUCCUAACCUUGAACAAUUGAUUUUGCGUGGAUGCCGGGAUCUUAAGGAGAUCCCUUCUUCUUUUGGGGAAAUCUCUUCUCUAAAGUACAUUGAGGUAGAGAAUUGCAACGAGGCCGUUGUCAAUUCAGCCAGGGAUAUCCAAGAAACACAAGUUGAAGAUUAUCAAAAUACUAUUUUCAAUCUCGUCAUAAGCAAGAAAAAGGUGCUGAAAUUAGACAUUUACGGUGAGGAAAAGGUAUUUAAGGUAUUUAGAGCUAUAUGCGGUAUCCCAGGGGUAGAAGCUAUUGCACUUGAUAGGAUAGAGAAGAAAAUAUUAGUGACAGGAAAUGCGGAUGCUUAUCAAGUUCAAUCAGUUGUGGGGAAACUGAGAAAGUUGCGGAAACUGAGGAAGUGUGGCAACUGUAACCCUUGGUGGACUAAACCAUGGCGGAUUUGCAGAAAAUAAGAUUGAAGAUGGGAAAAGAAAGAGACCAUAAGGUGUAAUUUCAUUCCUCACAUCCCACACCUACGAUUUACUGUGAUUUUUAUAUGCUAACAAUCUAGAGCUUUGAAAGGGACUUAAAUGAAAACUAUUCUGAAGUAAGGACUAAACUGUAAACAUAACUUCCUAACAGCUCCUAACUCACCAAUGUGAUAUAGUCCUUGUGCACAAGUUGAGGCGCCUACUUGUGCACACCCAAAGUUGGAGGGUAUAAUUGCCAACUGAGGCCGAGUUUGAGGGCC
This is a messenger RNA of Lycium barbarum (goji berry), 3411 nucleotides long. RefSeq names its product putative late blight resistance protein homolog R1A-3. Gene Ontology annotation, biological process: defense response to other organism. NCBI's taxonomy places the organism in Eukaryota, Viridiplantae, Streptophyta, Magnoliopsida, Solanales, Solanaceae. The record is from RefSeq and is a predicted model, not a curated record. The transcript has 5 exons. The coding region runs from base 563 to 3133 and encodes 856 amino acids. Gene Ontology annotation, molecular function: ADP binding; metal ion binding.